Cryptomeria japonica (Japanese cedar) is the source of this 1482-nucleotide messenger RNA. RefSeq names its product protein arginine N-methyltransferase 2. Gene Ontology annotation, cellular component: cytoplasm; nucleus. The record is from RefSeq and is a predicted model, not a curated record. The coding region runs from base 258 to 1280 and encodes 340 amino acids. Lineage: Eukaryota; Viridiplantae; Streptophyta; Pinopsida; Cupressales; Cupressaceae. The transcript is spliced from 3 exons. Gene Ontology annotation, molecular function: protein-arginine N-methyltransferase activity; protein binding.
CACAUACUUAAAAAUUUAUGUUCAUAUUCGAGUGAGGAUAAAAUGUAAUGAUUGUCGAGAGAAAAGGUCCCUGGUUAUGGCUUCACUGGCUUUGAUCAGGUGAAUUGAAAGUAGCAUUUUAUACGUCCCACACGACAACACCCUCAAGUUAGAGACAGUACUACUAACAAUCUGAGAUAUUAAUGACAAGCCUUAGACAAGAAACAUCUCAGAAACCAUUUUUUGUCUGUUAGACAUCUUGUAUUACCGGAAUCGAGAUGGAAGGGAAGGAAGCAAGUACGCAAGAAGAAGUAAAGGAAGCAAGCAUGCAAGAUGAAGAGCUUUGCAAGGCAACGAGGGAAGGAGACUGCGGGAAAGUAAAGGAGCUUAUAGAGAGUGGAGCAGAUGUAACCUACUUCGAUUCAGAUGGGUUCACACCGCUUAUGCACGCAGCCAAACAAGGCCAUUGCGAGGUUGUCGAAUGCUUGUUAAAUACAGGCGCACCAUGGAACGCCCUCAAUCCCUCUGGUUCCUGUGCUGGCGAUUUCGCCAUGGAAGCUGGCCAUCAGGACACCUUCGACCUCCUCCUUAAUGCAGGACUGCAGGCAGAACUUGUUUUGGGAAGAAUAGCAAUUCGUGAAAAGGGUAAUUGCAGUUCUGACUACCUGGAGCAACGAGUACUCUACAGUGAGGAUAGGUUGAUGGAUGAAGAGGGAAAAGGGGUCAUGAUGGCUUGGGAGAAACCCUUGAUGGAGGCCCAUGCACGAGCGGUCUGUGGUGGGGGUGAAGGUGGGCAUAUACUCAAUGUGGGGUUUGGUAUGGGGCUUGUAGACACAGCUAUACAGAAAUAUAAACCUGCAUCUCAUACUAUAAUUGAGGCUCAUCCAGAUGUUUAUGCUCGAAUGCAAGCAACAGGUUGGGGAGACAAGCACAAUGUCAAAAUCAUAUUUGGCCGAUGGCAAGAUGUGCUUCCUCAGCUAGAAUCUUAUGACGGGAUAUUUUUUGAUACAUAUGGGGAGUAUUACGAAGAUAUGAAGGAGUUCCACCAGUACCUUCCAAAAUUACUGAAGGGUGAAGGCAUUUAUUCUUUUUUCAACGGUCUAUGUGCAGAUAAUGCAUUUUUUCAUGUAGUUUAUUGUCAGCUAGUUGCACUUGAGCUUGCAAAUAUAGGUUAUGCUACUCAGUUCAUCCCCUUACCAGUAAAAGAUUGCUUGGAAGAAAAAACAUGGGAGGGCAUCAGGCGAAAAUACUGGCAAUUGGAUACCUAUUACUUGCCUGUAUGUCAGGCAUCUUCUGAAUAAUGUAAUCUGCAUUUUUGAACUUUAGUCAUUCUGAAGCUAAUUUUACACGAGCUUCAUUCCUUUAUUCCUUAAUUUUUCUAUUCCCUUUUUAUCUCAUUAAAAAACUGUCGCAUUGCAAAACUUAUGUUUCAGCAUUGGUUGUUCUGCAUGUACACUGACGGAUUGAACAAUAACCAAGAAUGAAAAUUGAGCAGUUUUUUUC